CGUAGAAAUCUGCGCACUUGUUUGCCGGAGUAGUUGGAGGAUCGCCUGGGAAGAAAUGGCGAUCAAUGUGUUGAGGACAGUUUUGAAGAAAUCUAGAUUUUUUAUCCAUGAUGGGAAGUAUUUAUUGCAAAAACAUAAUCCUGUUAAUGUCCUCGGGCAACAAAGAGGAUAUGCGGGUUCGUGGUAUCCAGAUGCAGAAUAUAUGAAACAAUUCCAAGGACCGUAUAUGUAUGCUCCUGAUGGAGUGAGAUGGAAUUAUCCUCCACCAGAGGAUGUAAAAAUUGUUCCAGAAAAAACAGUCAAGAAUAUAAGGAUUAACUUCGGCCCUCAACAUCCAGCUGCUCAUGGUGUACUACGUUUGAUCUUAGAGUUAGAUGGUGAAAUUGUUCUGUCAGCUGAUCCUCAUAUUGGUUUGCUUCAUCGAGGCACUGAAAAACUUAUUGAAUAUAAAACUUACAUGCAGGCUCUACCAUAUUUUGAUCGUCUUGAUUAUGUAUCCAUGAUGUGUAAUGAGCAAUGUUUCUCUCUAGCUGUUGAAAAAUUGUUAAAUAUUGAUGUUCCACUAAGAGCUAAGUACAUUAGAACGCUCUUUGCUGAAAUUACUCGAAUUCUUAAUCAUCAAAUGGGUAUUGGAACUCAUGCACUUGAUAUUGGUGCGAUGACUCCUUUCUUUUGGCUUUUUGAAGAACGUGAGAAACUGAUGGAAUUUUAUGAACGAGUAAGUGGAGCUCGAAUGCAUGCAGCUUAUGUUCGACCUGGUGGCGUAGCACAAGAUAUCCCUCUCGGAAUUUUGGAUGACAUUUAUCAAUGGGCAGCUCAAUAUGGAGCUGUAAUUGAUCAAAUGGAAGAUGUAUUAACGAGAAAUCCUAUUUGGAAAGAUCGAACCAUGGAUAUUGGAGUAGUUACGGCACAACAAGCUUUAGAUUGGGGAUGUAGUGGUGUUAUGCUUCGAGGAUCAGGAUAUAAGUGGGAUAUUAGGAAGGCUGCACCUUAUGAUGCUUACGAUCUCGUUGAUUUUGAUGUCCCAAUUGGACUAGCAGGCGAUUGUUAUGAUAGAUAUUUGUGUCGAGUUGAAGAAAUGCGUCAGUCCCUUAGAAUAAUUGAGCAGUGUCUUAAUCAGAUGCCUGCUGGUGAAAUUAAAGUUGAUGAUCACAAAAUAGUUCCACCCAGCCGUCAUGAAAUGAAAACUAGUAUGGAGGCAUUGAUUCAUCAUUUCAAACUUUUCAGCCAAGGUAUUCAAGUACCACCGGGUGCAACAUAUACUGCAAUCGAAGCACCGAAAGGUGAAUUUGGUGUCUACCUUGUAAGCGAUGGCACUAGUAAACCAUAUAGGUGUAAGAUCAAGGCUCCUGGUUUUGCACAUUUGUCAAUUCUUCAAGAGAUUGGACCAAAACAUUUUCUUGCUGAUAUCGUCGCUAUCAUUGGAACUCUUGAUGUUGUUUUCGGUGAAAUUGAUCGAUAAAAAAUUUUAUAUGGGUUAUAAUUAGUAACCAGUUUGUAUAUUAUUUAGUGAUAAAGUAAGUAAAAAAUUAUUAUUGAAUAAGAUAUAAUAAUAAAUAACGUUAAGAAACGUAUAACAAUUCAAAAA
Molecule: messenger RNA, 1588 nt
Organism: Chelonus insularis
Lineage: Eukaryota; Metazoa; Arthropoda; Insecta; Hymenoptera; Braconidae
Gene: ND-49
Product: NADH dehydrogenase (ubiquinone) 49 kDa subunit
Exons: 4
Coding region: 56-1462 (468 amino acids)
Biological process (GO): mitochondrial electron transport, NADH to ubiquinone
Molecular function (GO): oxidoreductase activity, acting on NAD(P)H; NAD binding; quinone binding
Source: RefSeq, a predicted model, not a curated record